UAUAUAUAUACACAUGCAUACAUAUACUCAUGUAACACCCACCAACAACAGGCUCUCUCUGAAAAAUACAUUUCUGACUUCUCCUUUGUUUCACAACUCAAAGUUAAUUCUUAAACAGAAAAAAGCAAACUAAUGGAAGUGAGUAGCGUAGACGAGAGUACGACGAGUACAUGUUCUAUCUACGAAACUCCGGCGAUAACUCCGGCCAAGACGUCGGUGAAUCUGCACAGGAUGGGAAGCGGAUCUAGCGUGGUGCUAGAUGCUGAGAACGGAGCUGAGGCGGAGUCGAGGAAGCUUCCGUCGUCCAAGUACAAAGGCGUCGUCCCUCAGCCGAACGGGCGGUGGGGAGCUCAGAUUUACGAGAAGCACCAGCGCGUGUGGCUCGGGACUUUCAACGAGGAGGACGAGGCGGCCCGUUCUUACGACGUGGCGGUUCACCGGUUCCGAGGCCGAGACGCCGUCACGAACUUCAAAGACGCGAGGCUCGACGACGGAGAGGUCGAGUUCUUGAACACACAUUCCAAAUCUGAGAUCGUUGAUAUGCUGAGAAAGCAUACGUAUAGCGAGGAGCUCGAGCAGAGCAAACGGCGACGUAACGGUAGUGGAAACGCGGUUAGGUCUACGACGCAAAACGACGGCGUUUCGACGACGGAGUUUAGAUCGGCGGUGUCUUUGUUUGAGAAAGCGGUUACGCCUAGCGACGUUGGGAAGUUAAACCGUCUAGUGAUACCGAAACACCACGCGGAGAAAUAUUUUCCGUUGCCGCCGUCGAGUAACGUUUCCGUUAAAGGGGUGUUGUUGAACUUCGAGGACGUGGCGGGGAAAGUGUGGAGGUUCCGUUACUCGUAUUGGAACAGUAGUCAAAGCUAUGUUCUGACCAAAGGUUGGAGCCGGUUCGUUAAGGAGAAGAAUCUACGUGCUGGUGAUGUGGUUAGUUUCAGUAGAUCCGAUGGCCAGGAUCAACAGCUAUACAUUGGGUGGAAGUCUAGAUCCGGGUCGGAUGUGGAAACGGGUCGGGUUUUGAGACUGUUCGGAGUCAACAUUUCACCGGCGGGUUCAAGAAACGACGUGGUAGGGAACAAGAGAGUGGUGAACGAUACUGAGAUGUUAUCGUUGGUCUGUAGUAAGAAGCAACGCAUCUUUCACGCCUUGUAACCACUCCUCUUUCUUGAGUUUUAAUAACUUUUUUUUAAUCCCACUUUCCAUUUCUUUUUUCAGUUGCAUCAGUUUCUUCUUAGUACCAAAGGUUCACGAGUUGAUUUAUUGUAAUGAUGAACUGUAUAUCUUAUUUUACUAGUGUGAUUAUGUUUUUACCAGAUCGCACUUUCUUCUUUAA
Brassica rapa (field mustard) is the source of this 1336-nucleotide messenger RNA. RefSeq names its product AP2/ERF and B3 domain-containing transcription factor RAV1. NCBI's taxonomy places the organism in Eukaryota, Viridiplantae, Streptophyta, Magnoliopsida, Brassicales, Brassicaceae. The record is from RefSeq and is a predicted model, not a curated record. Gene Ontology annotation, biological process: regulation of DNA-templated transcription. Gene Ontology annotation, molecular function: DNA binding; DNA-binding transcription factor activity.